Molecule: messenger RNA, 1909 nt
Organism: Paramacrobiotus metropolitanus
Lineage: Eukaryota; Metazoa; Tardigrada; Eutardigrada; Parachela; Macrobiotidae
Exons: 4
Coding region: 75-1538 (487 amino acids)
Biological process (GO): DNA integration
Molecular function (GO): nucleic acid binding
Source: RefSeq, a predicted model, not a curated record
GGCUUCCUUUGAAGUUUUCCCUUAGAUUUUUGUUUUCUCCUAGUCUCUCUUUGUGUAAAGGUAGCGGGAUUUUAAUGGAUCAGUUCUAUGAAUUUGCUUAUUCAGUUGUACGGCGUGCAGCAAGAUUCCUGAGAGCUCCGAAUGGGGAUCACGAUCAGGAUGGCGUUGACGGUGCGCUGACGCAGAUCGAUUACUUACUUGGAUACACGCGAAACAUUUGCGAAAAUUAUCCGGAGGAUCAGACAGUGCAAGCGCAAGAGUUGUUUGAUGUGUUGGUACACUGUGCUGACGAUUUACGAGGCUUACUACAAGAAGACGAGGAUGGAACCAGAUCUGUUUUUGUUGUCAGUUUGGACACUAAUUCGUACGGGAAAAUAUUGAUCCCAGAGGAUGAUUUGGCCCAUCUACGAUUGGAAGGAUUCACUGUUAACGAUAUUGCUGGGUUUUAUGGAGUCUCGCCUAGGACAAUUACUUACAGAUUGGCAGCAGCUAACCUGAAUCAAAAAUUUGUAGACAUUACGGAUGAUGAUCUGGAUUUGGUGAUUGCGGAUAUUUUGAACUCAUUCCCGAAUGUCGGUUGUCGCUAUGUUCAUGGCCAGCUAAAAACGGGCGGACUGGUGGUGCAGCGUAGAAGGAUUCUGGCUUCUUUGAAACGACUUGAUCCGUACGGAGUUGCCAACCGUUUUUUAAAUUUUGUACCGCGACGCGUGUAUUCAAAUGCUGGGCCGAACGCUUUGUGGCAUAUGGAUGGAAACCAUAAGUUGGUGCGAUGGGGAUUCGUAAUUCAUGGUAUCAUAGACGGAUAUUCGCGAUCGGUUAUUUCGCUUGUUGUGGCGACGAAUAAUCGCGCUAGCACGGUGCUGCAAGCAUUCUUGGCUGGCGCUGAAGCAUGGGGUGUGCCGUCGAGAGUGAGAAGCGAUUGUGGUGGGGAAAAUUUUGGUGUAGCACGUUGGAUGGAGCAUUACAUGGGAGAAAAUCGCGCAAGUAUCAUUAUGGGACCGUCGGUUCACAAUCAGCGGAUAGAACGGCUGUGGAGGGAUUUAGGCCGCGUUGUGAUUAAGCUGUUCCGAUCAGUCUUUAUACAAAUGGAAAAUUUGGGAAUUUUGGACUUUACCAGCCCCCGCGAUAUGAUGAUUUUACAUUUGGUUUAUUUGAACAAGAUCCAAGAAAAGCUUGAGCAGUUCAGUUCGCUCUUCAAUAACCAUAGGCUUACAACGGAAGGCGGGAAGUCGCCAAGACAGCUUUUUCUUCUAGGAUGUCAGCAAAAAGGCCUGAAAGGAUUCCCGCUGCACCACGUAUUAAGCGAAGAUAACCAGUUGCCGGAUGCUGAUGUAGAUGAACCUCAAAACUUUCCGCAGUACAUACGCAACCAAGUCGCCCAUUCCAGAGAUUCAGUGCCGGUCAUGGAUGUGGUCAGUAGCUUUCCUGAUGAAGCUCAUCUGAUUCGGACUAGCAUGGAUGUUACAGUGGAUGAUGGAGUUUAUGGGGUUAACAUUUUUCGUGAAGCAAAGGAAUUAAUAGAGCAUCAGUUUGGUUGAAGAAAGGCUGCUUCUUGUGUGUCUGCAAAGUGAGUCGACGUUAUGAGUGCACGGUUGAUACCGGUCAUGAAUGUAUUCGUAUAUUAGGUAACGGUAACGGUAAAUUGUUUAAUGCGCAUUAAAAAUAAGCAAGCAUUUCUCCUGCCAGCCUUGUUUUACGGUAGUUGUGGUUAUGAGUACAGAAAUUUGAUAUUGAGUUGCUUGUCUGACGUAAUGCAGUAUGCUUCUGUUUGGAUUAUGUGUGUCGGUUGUACAGGAUUUCUGCAUUAUUUAUGUUUUUCUCCUGAGUACUGUAUUACACACAUUUUCAUGGUGAAGAUAUUGUUUUGUGGUACCGUAUUAUUAAUGAGAACAACAGGCAUUCGGGUAUA